Messenger RNA from Andrographis paniculata, 2664 nucleotides. Its product is annotated as KIN14B-interacting protein At4g14310-like. The coding region runs from base 56 to 2521 and encodes 821 amino acids. The transcript is spliced from 3 exons. The record is from RefSeq and is a predicted model, not a curated record. Gene Ontology annotation, molecular function: protein binding. NCBI's taxonomy places the organism in Eukaryota, Viridiplantae, Streptophyta, Magnoliopsida, Lamiales, Acanthaceae.
ACUACAUCCUUUGAUUUGAUUUACUGAUUCCGCGUCAGUUUUUUCAUCUAAUCUAAUGUCGUCCUCGUCCCGCCGGAAGAAAGAGCACGCCCCCGGAGGAGCCGGAAAAGUUUCCGCCGAAGACAAAGUCGCCCCAAUAUCGACGAUGUCGAAAUCGGCGGGUAAGGAGAAUAGCAGGCCCACAACCCGUCGUGCGGCCGCUCAGAAGCGCAGCAACUUGAAUCCAAUUUCCCAGAUCGACGAACUCCAAUCGGCGGCCAUGGAGGACCCGCGUGUCAAUAAGGGCGCUUCGUCGGCGCCCAGAGGUAGGAAAUCUGCCCCCCUUCCAUUUAGUACAAAGUUACCAGAUACAAGAAGAAGUUCUAGGGUUUUGGCGCGCCAGCCUCAGAUAAAAGCAAAUAAUUCGAAUGAGAGAACGAAUAAAAGGUGUAAUCUUGAGAGGAUGGGUUCAGAAGAUCUGGAAAUCGAGGAUGGAGAAAAAUUGAGUGAAUUCCAGGGUGUCUCUCAAGAGAAUAAGGAAAUCGAAACACAAGAGGGUGAAAUUGAUGGAAACGGCACUGAAAUUGGAGAAGUAAAGGUUACACAAGAUUUGGUGAACUAUCCAGAGAAUGCAAAAAAGAAGAUUAGGAUUGGGAGUUUUGAUGCUGAGAAAACGAAUGGGAAUUUGAGCACAAUUACGUUGAAAAGCAAAGGUUCUGAGGGAAUGAAGUUGAGGUCUACUGGAGUUGGAGCCGAGGGCGAAUCUAGUUUAAGACAUUCGAAAUCCGAAAGCAGGGAUACUGCAAAGCUUCAUCAAAAGCUUGCUUUUUUAGAUGAAAAGGUUAAGCGCAUUGCAUCGUGUAUAAAGGAGACAAAAGAUAUGUUGGACAUGGAAAGCAUGGAACAUUCUGAGGCGAUACUUUCAGAUGUUCGUCAUAGAGUUACAGGGAUUGAGAAGGCCAUUGGUGCGUUCAGCGAUGAUGGUGACACUGUAAUGGGGACUGCAAAAAGUGAUGAGAAUGAUGAUAUGGAGAAAUUCGAUGAUAAUAAGAGUUUGGUUAAGAAUACUGAGGAAGCAGGAGGGCUAUUAUCUGGUGAUUUGAUGAACAUGGACAAGAGAAGAGUGAUUUCUUCAAAUGUUGCUGCAGUCCCUGAUGCCGAUGUUUGUGAAAUUCUUGAAGCGGAUAAUAGUAGGACUAUGCUUGGAGAAAAAGAUGAUUUAUAUGCUUUUCUGACUGCCGAUGAAAAGCUCAGUGAUUUCAAUGAUGAAGAUGACGUGCUGGAACCGGAGGAGGAGGAGGAGGAGGAGGAGUUUGAAGAGAAUCCUACGUAUCAAUUGAAUGAUAUUGGUCUCAAGCCUUCAACUGCAGGUUGGUUUGUAUCUGAAGGAGAGUCUGUUGUUCUUGCUCACGACGAUGGAUCUUGUUCAUUCUAUGACAUUGUUAACUGUGAGGUGAAGGCUGAGUAUAAGCCUCCUCUGGGAGUCUCGUCAAGUACGUGGAGAGAUUGUUGGGUAAUCCAUGCCCCGGGUGGGGAUGGAUGUGCGGGGAAACAUGUGGUGGUAGCAUCUGCUGGAAAUGCGGUGGAUCCCGGGUUCUGCUCGUGGGAUUUCUACACGAAAGAUGUUAACUGUUUCCAUAUUGACGAUGGAAUCUCAACCCCUUCAAGAACAGCUCUUGCUCCUUUGUCGAACGACCCAAUUUACCGAACAACUCCUCCAUCUGCUGAAAACCAUCAAUGGUGGUACAAACCUUGCGGGCCGCUUAUUGCAUCCGCAGCUAGUUGGCAAAAGACGGCGCAAAUUUAUGAUAUUCGCGAUGGCGAGCGGUUAGUAAAAUGGGAGCUGUCGAAACCUGUGGUGCCUAUGGAUUAUUCGAGCCCUUUGCACUGGAAAAGCAAUGGAAAGGUAGCGACAGCGGGGUCGGAUGGCAUCUCUCUCUGGGAUGUUUGUUCUCCGACGUCUCUUGCGUUGCAGACUGUUUCUUCUUCUGGUCAGAAAAUUUCGGCUCUCCACAUUAACAACUCCGACUCCGGAUAUGGAGGAGGAGUUCGGAGGCGCAUUAGCGCAGCGGAAGCAGAAGGGAACGACGGGGUAUUCUGCACGCCUAAUUCGAUUGUGGUACUGGAUUUCAGACAAUCAUCGGGCGUAGGUCUUAGGAUAGCGAAACCGAGACAGAGCGUGCAAUCCGUUAUGUCUUAUGGGGAUUCUGUAUACGUCGGAUGCAGUUCGAGCACGGCGGGGAAGCAUGAAAUCCAAGUUUACUCGGUGCGGAAACAUAAGCUUGUAAGCACAUACCAAUUGCCGGAAACAAAUGCUCACGACAGCUUCUCGGCAUUGACACAAGUUUGGGGGAAUUCGAGCGUCGUGAUGGGCGCUUGUGGACUCGGUUUGUUCGUUUUCGACGCUUUAAAGGAUGAGAAAGCGAAGGAAGUGAUGGGAGGGGAUGACAUGUACUGCCCUUCCUUCGACUACGCGGGCUCCCGAGUUCUGCUGGUGUCCAGAGAUCAUCGCCCGGCUUGCUGGAGGUACUUGUUUGUUUGAAGCUUGGAUUGUUAGAUAGAUGAAUAGAUAUUAGUUUUUGUGGCUGUCUAAAACCCGAUUAAUUUUGCAGUAUUGUACAUACAGGCACGCGGGCUAUGAGUGACUGUGUUUGUUUGUUUGAUUGCUGUUGUGAAUGCAUUUGA